Molecule: messenger RNA, 2225 nt
Organism: Linepithema humile (Argentine ant)
Lineage: Eukaryota; Metazoa; Arthropoda; Insecta; Hymenoptera; Formicidae
Biological process (GO): fatty-acyl-CoA biosynthetic process; long-chain fatty acid metabolic process
Molecular function (GO): long-chain fatty acid-CoA ligase activity
Source: RefSeq, a predicted model, not a curated record
UAUAGUCCACGUUCAUACAUACAUCGUCGUUUACCGGUCUCCGUUGUACUUAAUGAAAGUAAGAACUUGAUCUUCAAGCAGUGUAAGAACUUUCAAAUGUGAAAUUUUCUCUUUCCUUGAAAUUGACGUUUUUGGUUUUCGCUCAAGUUUCAGUAACUUUUUCCUGUUUUCUUGAAUUAUAAUCGAAGUCCUUGUUUCUCGCUUGACAAAGCAACAGUUCCGAAAAAGAUUAUUUUAUUGAAUAACGACGAGGUGUCUAAUCACACCAGUAUCUCACAUCAGCAUCUCACACCAGAAUCUCGUGCGUAGGAUCUAAGACUCGGAUAUUUCUAUCAAGAUGGUUGCGGACUCGGAGAAUAAUACUAAAUCCAAGAAUUUCACCGUAGAAAAUAAUGUUUACAUAGGCGAAGUGGUACCUUAUACGAGUAAUUAUAAGAGUUUUGGAGAGAUGAUCUGGGUUAACAUUAAAAACAAUGGAAAUAAAAUCGCACACUUGGAUGCCCGCACGGAAGAAGUGGUCACAUAUGCGGAGCUGCAAGAUAAAAUUGUGAGAUGCGCGUUAUGGCUACAAGAACAUGGAAUUAAGGCGGGCGAUGUUGUGACUGUGUGCACGAACAAUCACUUGAAUUCUAUCGUGCCAUGUUUGGCGGCGAGUUAUGUCAACGCGAUCUUUAAUACGUGGAAUGAGCAUAUGGACUUGCAAACUGCGCUACACUUUCUGCAGCUGUCUGACCCAAAGGUGAUCUUCUGCAGCGAGCUAUCCUUGGACAUUAUCCAGAGUGCGAUAAAGAAGACGAAUUACGAUCCCAUAAUAGUGGUAUUUGGCAAUCAUCCCGACGCAAUUCCGUUCGCUAACAUUUUGAACAGCUACAGCAAUACGGAAGUGGCAAAUUUUCGAUUGGCCGAGCUCGACGACAUAAAGAGAACGGCGUGCAUCUUGCACUCAUCAGGCACCACAGGGAUGCCAAAGGGCGUUGAACUGUCCAAUUACACUCUGAUAAUGAUCGGUGCAGACCAGAACUUAAAUAUAGUUACUGCGGUGACACUUUGGUUUUCAUCUCUUUAUUGGAUUAGUGGAGUGCUGUUGAACGUAAAAUCAAUCACGCAGAGCGCAAAAGUAAUCAUUUAUCCAGAAUUUGAUGAGGAAAUGACAUGCAAAUUGAUUGAAAAAUACGAGAUCGUAAUGCUUUUGCUAAGCACGAGUAUGAUCAAUCGAUUUCUCAGAGCGGGUUAUGUAAAGAAGUAUUCAUUACCGUCGUUGAGAAUCAUAUUUGGCGGUGGUGCAAUUCUCAAGCCGAAAUCUCAAGAAGAAUUGAGACGUCUUUUACCGCAUGUCGAAAUACUUCAAGCUUACGGAAUGACAGAAAUAGGCGGAAUGGCAGUGAUGCAAAACCCGAAUCAUAAGAACGGGUCUUGCGGCACGGUAGUUUCAAAUGUACAAGUAAAGAUCGUGAACCCGAAAAGCGGAAAAGUUGUCGGACCGAAUCAAUCGGGAGAAAUAUGGAUACGCUCGAAGAACAUAAUGAAUGGUUAUUACAAGAAUCCUGAAGCGACAAACAGUACAAUUGAUAAAGACGGAUGGCUACAUUCAGGUGAUAUCGGUUAUUUCGACAGCGAUGGAGAACUUUUCAUUUUCGACAGAAUAAAGGAGCUUAUGAAAUAUAGGGGACAUCAAAUAUCACCUGGAGAAAUUGAGGCUGUAUUACAGUUACAUCCAGGAGUGUUGGAAGUUGCAGUAGUAGCGGUACCUCAUGCAACAGACGACGAACAUCCUCUUGCAUAUGUUAGCAAAAAGCCCGGCUUCAAGGUGACGGAAAAAGAAUUGAUAGAUCUCGUUGCAAGUAAAAUGAGUGAUCAAUACAAAUUGCGUGCCGGAGUGAUAUUUCUGGAUACUUUUCCGUACACAGGUUCUGGGAAAAUUGCAAAAAAGGAUUUAAGAGCAAUGGCUAAAAAACUAGAAAAAGUAGAAUGAAAUGACAUUAAUUAUAAUUUUUUCACAAUGGUGCAGGAUUAAAAGUAUAAUACAAUGCGCGCAAGAUAAGAGACUUAGUAGUGUCAUUUUCUGAACUUUGCCAGAGACUCUUUUCCUGACUUAGUAGUGUCGUUUUUUGAACUUUGCCGGAGACACUACCGCGUCUCCUGAUAUAUACAUAGAGUAGAUGAAAAAGAGCUAAAUUCUUAAAUUUCAUAUUUAAUUUAUGUAUAUAUUUAUGUAAAUUAACAAU